AUUAUUGGCAAUAUAAAUAUAUUAUGGAUAUACCGCCAAUAGUGAGGUGUGUCCUAAAUAGAAUAGAUGGUAGUAAUUUAGGGCGGUUUUCUAGAACAAUACCCAAAGAAGCUUUCACAACUAAGGAGUGUACCACAACAGAGGAUAAUACAAAGCCAAAGGGGUGCUCUGGUAACUCCAAUGGAGCCCCUAGGGAUCUUAAAGGGCAUAAGAAACCGUCUUUAAAUGUAAAUAGUGAACCGUGGACUUUAGCGGAGGCUCCUGGAGCUUCUACACCAAAGAUAGAGAAGGGUGAAGUAUUAACAAAGCCUAACAAAGAAGCAAGGAGGAAAUCUCUUACUUUUAAACCUUUAACCUUGUCCAAGUUGAUAGAAGCUGAUAUAGCAGAGACAGCAACCCUUAUAAAGUCACUGGUGAUAACUCCAGGAGCAUCUUGUGAGAUACAUGAUUGCUUUGAUCGUAACAUAGAAACAUUGGCACAAACAUCAUUGCAUCGACCGAUAAAUCUCAGUAAAAAGGUUUUAAAAGUUGUAAUCGCACGUGUGAAUAGUAUAUUAGACCUCUUCUCCUUUACGGAUUCAACCAAGUUAAUAUUCGCAUUGGCUCACCUGGAUACAAGGCUUAUACCAAUAUAUCAGCCACUCAUCACGCACUAUAUAUAUUGCUUGAACAAUCUAGUCGAUGGGACGUCAAAACUUGCGCCACAGAUAGAAAAUGGAAUUCGAUAUGUAUCCAAAUCAGUGGGAAGUAACACCUCGGAUAUAUCAGAUGAUGCUAGUGAUGUAUCGUUAAACAGUAUCAAUAACAAAUGCGUUGCAUUACACUGUAAUAAAGUGGUACCAUUGACUCAGUUACCAAACAAUAUCGUAGAAUCCAUUGCCGUGGUGAUUACUAGUGUCGAAAUAUUAGCUAGAAACAUUUUACAAAUUAGACCUACUAAACCUCAGGAUGUGGGUAUUAGGACCAAUGCAUUGGAUGUAUUCAAAAACGAUGAUAUAUCAGAUAAGGGAAAUGUAUCGAUUAGAGACCGUAUGGAUCCCACUUCACUUGACGGUGGCAGCCGAAACAAGUCUACAAACGGCCCGGCUAAUGGAACUCAAGAGAAUAGUAUAGCCAAAACUGAUAGCCCAUACAUGAUAUCCAUGGAUCAUUGUUUCUUUGGAAGCAUUGAAGAUCUAACAAGACAAUGGACUACAAAUGAAACUCUAGGGAGUACUUUUAACAGCUCAGUUAUUGAAGCACCAGACAUAUCAGAUUCAGAUCUGUCUAGUAUGUUCAAAUGGCUACAAACUUGUGCGAUCCAGUUGUCAUCAACGUUAGAACGAUACUUGCAAAUGAUAGGAACACGUGAUAAUACCUAUUUACUGCCUAUAGCACAACUUAUGGGAACUAUUACACUCCAAUUGCCAACUAUGUGCGAAUAUGUUUUUAGCAACGUGAAUCUUGAUGUUAUGGACGGGACUGAGCUACAUGAUUUCAUACAUGCCUGUGCAUUAUCGAUGAACAUACAUCAGGUAGAUCUAAGCAACGUGAUAAAGAAAUGCAUGAACAAGCUGAUGGAUAGGAGUUAUAUGCCGGAAUCCGCCAAGGGCGUAUCUAAGGUUUUUCAUAGCCUGUACCUCACAGGGAAAAUGGAUACCGAAUUAAUGACGGCCGUAACAAAUCAUAUGAUAGAACAUAAUAUGGAAUUUAGAAAUUAUACUGAAUUCUACAGAAUUGGGAUACCAAUAGCAAUUGCAGGCUUGAUUGUCGAUCAACGGAUAUGCCAAUGGAUUCUCAGCCAUAUGGCAUCGAAUGCCCAAGAGUUCGCCAAAGUAAAAUCGCACUACCUAUUUCUAUUAACCGCUAUCGCAAACAACAUAGAUGUCAAGUAUAAACCCGUUGAAAAAAUAGGAUUACAAGUAGUCUCUAUGGAAACGGAUAUAUACGAGAAAGCUGAAGUGCACCUCAGACAACAUGAUGGAGAUAAAGCAUGCUUCCCGAACACCCGAGCAGCAGUGGUACAUCUUAUAGACAUGGCUAACGGAUUCAUAGAGUCAAGCUCACACGAUGAAUUAAUACAGAUACUGCUCCUAAACUGUGUCAAAAGGUUUAAACCUAAUGCAAGAAUCAAGUUCGCAUUACUAAAAGAAGCGAAGCGACGUGUAAAUGAAAUGCAUUGUGGUGGUAUAACGCACGUGAUGCAGACAUUAUUCACACUCUUUAGCCCUAAUUCGCCAGAGCUUAUCGAUGUUAUGACAAUGUACCUAGAUCGUGUAGUGGCGGAAAUAACACAAUACAACACCGGAGAAAUCGCACAAAUUGAAGCACCGGGACUAUUUAGUAUAACAUUGUUUCAAGACGUCAAUAUACUGGCCAACAUGCUGUCAAUAUUCGAUAGGUGCAACCUUAACAGAGGAGACCUUGCAACCCAAGUGGUAACACUGCUGGAGCGACAUAAGUACCAACAGCUGGAAAACGCUCACUGUCAAAGCCUUAUAGAUAUCAUACACUUCCUCGCAUUCUCACUGGAUCAGCAUGAAGCAAUUGAUAUAAUCGCAAUUUUAUUGCACCAAAGGAUUGAAAGUGUUGAAUUAACAGCAGGACAACUAGCAGCAAUUGCUGAAUGCUUUAUCGCAGCACCAAUGGCAUUGAAUCCAAUGAAACAUCCCGCACUUAUAACGUCAAUCAAACUAAAGGCUAAAACUGCAAAGGGUGAAGUGAAAAUACUUGAGAAAGUAUUAAAGAAACUUGAUAACCCAUCCACUUCAAUGUGAAUUCAGCAAAC
Babesia bovis T2Bo is the source of this 2767-nucleotide messenger RNA. RefSeq lists its product as uncharacterized. The record is from RefSeq and is a predicted model, not a curated record. Bases 24 to 2756 code for a protein of 910 amino acids. The transcript has 6 exons. NCBI's taxonomy places the organism in Eukaryota, Apicomplexa, Aconoidasida, Piroplasmida, Babesiidae.